Messenger RNA from Doryrhamphus excisus (bluestripe pipefish), 880 nucleotides. RefSeq names its product male-enhanced antigen 1 (gene mea1). Gene Ontology annotation, biological process: spermatogenesis. The record is from RefSeq and is a predicted model, not a curated record. Lineage: Eukaryota; Metazoa; Chordata; Actinopteri; Syngnathiformes; Syngnathidae.
UUGGUCAGUGCCGACGCCACUCUAUGACGUCACCGGAAAUCCCGCCUACCCUGCUCGCCUUGAUGCUAGCGUCCAUGCUAGCCUGGUGCAGCAGCUCGUCACGCACAAACAGGUGACUUCCAGCCAGUGCUGGUCCCCGCCAUGGGACCUGAGCGAGUCUUUCCGACUGCUGAGGACGAGGACAAGAGUCCAUGCGACGGAGCCCUGGCGGCGGGGGGAGUGUGGAGCGGUGGCGAGGAGGAGGAGGCCGGGGGACAGGUGGAUUUGGAGGAAGAUGAAGCCAACAACGCAGGAGGGUACUCGUACCAGCCUCUCAGCCAGGACGGGGACGACGGGGGGGAGGCACCUUCCCUCGGAGGGAGCCUGCAGCAGAGGAUGGAGGUGAUGGGCCUGCACCUCCCUGAAGCCCCGCCCCCUGACAGCGACGAGGAGGAUGACCCAGAAGGGGCGGCAGCAGAGAGAAGCCACGCCUCUAUCCCCAUGGACGCUGCUCACGUGGAGCUGGUGAAAAGGACCAUGGCGGCGGUGGCGUUGCCGUCGCUGGGUGUUCCGCCGUGGGCCCGGGAGAUCUCAGACGACCAGUGGCGGGACGUUGUGCAGCGGACCCUGCAUAGCCGCCACGGCAUUGCCGCCAUGCAGCGUACCCACUGCAACAACACCUGAACGCCACAACCGGAACGCCCUGGCGAGUCACGCUGUUUGUGUCGUGAUGGAAAUGUCAAAUCAUUCCUUAAAUCCCUAUUUGACUUUGUCUCAACAGUAUGUAUUUUUAUCUUUGUGCAUGUGUGUGAUGAACCCGGCAGGUAAGAGUCCUGCAUUGGGUGAUAAUCAGGAUGAUCGAUAUUAAAAAUUAAAACAAUAUUCCAAGACUAGUUUUGCA